This is a messenger RNA of Drepanopeziza brunnea f. sp. 'multigermtubi' MB_m1, 714 nucleotides long. The record is from RefSeq and is a predicted model, not a curated record. NCBI's taxonomy places the organism in Eukaryota, Fungi, Ascomycota, Leotiomycetes, Helotiales, Drepanopezizaceae.
AUGCCACGACGACCGAAUUCUAUUCGGGCGGUCUUGCUAGCCUUCAUCUAUCUCUUUAGUAAAGCUCAAGGAGUAAGAGGGGCAAGAGAAAUUAUCGGCUGGCUCACAGUUGCCCCGGCUCACGCCGAGCUCAUCAAUCAUGAUAAUAUUCCAUAUAGCCAGAGAUAUGUCGAUGAGUCUCAUAAAUUAGGACGUGGUUUUUACAUAACACAAGAGCCUCCCGUGGAAGGCCAUCCAUGGAAACCGAGGUGGUAUUGUGUUGCCUAUGCGAAUAGUGAGAGCAUUGCAAGGGCGCCCAAAAUACAUAUCCCAAGAUAUUAUCGAAAGAGGAAUCAUUCGAAUGGUGAGGUUGAAAAUAUACAACUAUGGGACGCGGGCGAAGAGUCCAUCGUGGAGUAUAUUGGGCAUUUCACAGAGGACCAUCCCGAAAGAGUGCUACGCGUCUCACGGACGUCAAAUUUCGAGCCGAACGUAUUACAUAUGGCCAUUCCAUCUGAUGUGGUAAACAACAACAAUGUGUUGAGCUUAUGGUCUGAAUGCUUCAGAACAAUAGAAGAGCUGGAAGAAGAACAUGGGAGCGAAACUAUUAACUGGGAGGACAAAUGGGAGAUUGUGGGAGACCGUGGAUCCCCGAGCGAAAUGAGUCCAGUUUCUUCGAUCGGUGAUAUGAUGGAUAUAGCUGAGGAUAUGGAUACUUUAUCGCUGUCAGAAUAG